Messenger RNA from Tilletiaria anomala UBC 951, 1224 nucleotides. RefSeq lists its product as uncharacterized. Gene Ontology annotation, biological process: chromosome segregation. Gene Ontology annotation, cellular component: Ndc80 complex. The transcript has 4 exons. The record is from RefSeq and is a predicted model, not a curated record. NCBI's taxonomy places the organism in Eukaryota, Fungi, Basidiomycota, Exobasidiomycetes, Georgefischeriales, Tilletiariaceae. Bases 95 to 1000 code for a protein of 301 amino acids.
ACCACGACCACGCGUGGCCAUCAUCGUAUUCCUUAAUGCGCGUUCUUACUCAGAAUAGCGCACGUCACACCCGCUUCAAAGAGACAUCUUAGGCAUGUCCGCAACUCCUUCACUCUCGCGCCGGGGCUCGGCGGCCCGCACGCCCGGCGGCUCGCCUCGCAAGGCGCCCAUGGCGCAGCGGACACCUAUGUCCACCUCGACCACCAAGCUGAUGAUGGCGACGACACCAGCGUCAGCAGGUGCACCUGCACCCUUGCAUGCCUCUGUGUCCGAUAUCCCCCUGACGCCGUUGGACUUCUCAGUCAUGUACGCCAAGAUCGACAACUUCAUGGUCACCUUCAAUGCCUUCAUCUCCGGCGAGCUCGCCGGGACGGAGAUGCUGCGGGAGGAGCACGAGGUCGGUAUGUCGCUCGACCGGGAGGAAAUUCGCAGUCUGCGCAGCGAUGUGGAGGAUGCACAGAAGGAGCAGAGCGAGCUGUGGGAAGCCAUUAAAUCGCAAAAAGACGCAGACGCGGCCGAGCGCGCCGAUAUUGGAAAACUCAAAAGCACACAAUUCUCGCUCGGGUCUCGGAGGAGCAACUUGGAGUCUGAGCUGCGCGAGCUUGAGAGGCUCUCCGAGAGCAAACGCCGACAACAGGACGGCAAACGGCAACAGCUUUCCAUGCAGCGAGGGAGAAAUGGAGGCGAGCUGGAUCGCCUCAGCGCAAUCAGCGGUAUCAACGUCAGGCCGACCAAGGUUCCCAAUCAACUCAAGAUCAGCUUCAAUUUGCUAAACCCAGACGACUUUGCAGCCGAGUCAUGCUUUGUUCUCGAUCUGCCGACAUCUGAUAGAAGUUAUCACAUUGUGCAUUGCGACCCGCCGCUGGAACGCGCGCGUCUGGAGGAGAUUGCAGGGGAGCUCAGCAGGACGCGGGAUCCGUAUGAAACAAUGAAGCGCAUGCGUGCCGAGUUCAAGAGCAUGGCCGAGGAAGCGCGCACAAGACGGCGCAGGAUGGUAUAGGAUUCUGCGAAAUGAGAUCUGUCUAGAUGCGAUUCUCGGGUCUUUCGCUUGGUCUGUUGGUAUUUUGUAUUCGAUAAUCGCUUUCUUGGUUCUUUCCAUCCCCGCUUGCCCCAUGUUCCGUCUUGAAUGGUGCUCAAGUCUCCUGAUUAUUUCGCACAGCCAAGUCAACUUGUCAGUGGCAGCGACCAGCGACCAGGACGCAUGUCAUAAAAAUGUAUUAGAGC